This is a messenger RNA of Cajanus cajan (pigeon pea), 611 nucleotides long. RefSeq lists its product as uncharacterized. Gene Ontology annotation, molecular function: proton transmembrane transporter activity. The record is from RefSeq and is a predicted model, not a curated record. Lineage: Eukaryota; Viridiplantae; Streptophyta; Magnoliopsida; Fabales; Fabaceae. Gene Ontology annotation, biological process: proton motive force-driven ATP synthesis.
UGAGUCACUCUCUCUCUCUCUCUCGCUCUGGUCCUACCUUGGCUAGGGUUCGAUAAUCGACAAUUGUGAAGCAGUGUUUAGUUCUAGGCUCGGAGUCGUUGCCUUCCAUUGUUCCUUUCUUCGGCGCCGACAACCCUCGAUCGUAAUGGCAGCACCAUCAGGACCUUAUUCUGGUACCAGCACCCUAGCCUUGGUCGCUCGGGCUUCUGCUUUCUCCUUUGGCAUUGUUUAUGGAAGCAUUAAACUCAAGUACCUUAAGGCAAAAGCCAAGUCUCAUCAAAAAGCGCACGCCAAGUCUCAGUCUCAGUCUCAGUCUCAUCACUGAAAGCAUUGAAAGAUCCGUGGGGCUAUCUAUCCCAUGGACGGAGUAGAAUACUGAAAUAAUUCAUGACAAGGAACUGUACCAUGUUUUCUCCCAUUUUUUCUGGUUUAAGCUUUGGAUCAUCCUGAAGCAUUGAGUUUAGUGCACUAUGAAAAUGUUCAAGAUUUUGCUUUGUUUUAAUAAAUACCAUAUCUUCUUUUGAGUUUCAUGUUUAUAUUGCAAGGUGCCUGCUAUGUCUUUGUUGUCAUGUGACAUGUGCUUGCUUAAUGGUUAUGCAUUUUGAAAUUUU